AUGUCAACUGAUCAUCGCAUUUUUGCAAGAUAUAAAAACACACGCAUCGAGAAAAUUGCACUUCCUCUUUCGAAUCCACUUCGUUUUAAACGCACGUCGGCAAUCAUGGUGAAAGGUUCUUUCAAGCGUUUUGUCGAAGUUGGUCGAGUGGUUUUCAUUAACUAUGGUGAAGAUGCUGGCAAGCUCGCUGUCAUCGUUGAUAUAAUCGAUCAUAAUAGGGCCCUAAUUGAUGGUCCAACCACCGGUGUUACCCGUCAUUCUCAUGCAUUCCGUCGUCUAACCUUGACUGAUCUUGUAAUUAAGGACUUUCCCAGAGGUGGUCGUUCGUCUAUAGUAAAGAAAUAUCUCGAAAAAGAAAAUAUUUUAGAGAAGUGGAAUAAGACAUCUUGGGCAAAGAAAUUGGAGAGUCGUAAAAAGAAAGCCGCCUUGACAGACUUUGAUAGAUUUAAAACACUAAAGUUAAGGAAACAGCGUCGUCGCGUUAUUCAAGUAAAUAUUGCUUCCAUUAAAAAUAAAGCGAAGUCCUAA
This is a messenger RNA of Scutellospora calospora, 528 nucleotides long. Lineage: Eukaryota; Fungi; Glomeromycota; Glomeromycetes; Diversisporales; Gigasporaceae. The record is from the annotation of a GenBank genome assembly.